CUCAUUAACAGUUUUGAAAUUUUAAAAGACGCUUUAUAUAUAUUUAUACUUUUAUACCUUUAUACCUUUUUUAUUAUACCUACCAUUUACCAGUUUAUUUACCAUUUUAACGGUGAAAAAUGAAAGAAGUGCUAGGAAUGGCUUGUAUGGAAUUGAAUUUGGACGAGCUCGAUUACCGCGACAUCGGCGAAUGCCUUGCUGAACUCACCAAUGAGUCUCUUGAAAUAUUUCGAAAAUACUUUGAAAAUGUUUUGCGUGUGAAGUUUAGGCAACCAACACCUGAUAGCAGGUUGUACAAGAUCCUGACCCACGACCUGGAGGUGGUCAACUUCGAGCUAUGGAGAAGGAAGCAAAUCGUGGUAAUGGGCGAGUUCAAAAAGCGCAGAAGCAUGAAGGAGCUCAGGUGCUUGACUACUAUAGUCACAUUGAUUUUGAUGACUAUAUAUCCCACUCCCCGCCCCUCCAACGCGCCCCAGCUUCCGCUGUUCUUCGAUUGUGCCUAAUUCCUAAAAGGAAUGUAUACAAUAUUAAACUCUUGAAGUUUAAUUAAUUCGUUCGUUGGAUUUGCUUUUACCAUUAAAUGGUUGUUUUUUUCUACUGCAAUUUUGUAUUUAAAAAUUAUUAAUGUGAUGUUCAAUGUGUUCGUGAUCAAAUCCUUCAGAUUUGAUCAAAAAAUGUAAUUAAUUAAAUGUACAUUUUUUUCAGUUGAAAUAAAUGUUUCAUUAAAAA
Anthonomus grandis grandis is the source of this 729-nucleotide messenger RNA. RefSeq lists its product as uncharacterized. The coding region runs from base 120 to 503 and encodes 127 amino acids. The transcript has 2 exons. Lineage: Eukaryota; Metazoa; Arthropoda; Insecta; Coleoptera; Curculionidae. The record is from RefSeq and is a predicted model, not a curated record.